Alternaria atra is the source of this 1698-nucleotide messenger RNA. RefSeq lists its product as uncharacterized. Gene Ontology annotation, molecular function: nucleic acid binding; ATP binding; RNA helicase activity. Gene Ontology annotation, biological process: maturation of LSU-rRNA from tricistronic rRNA transcript (SSU-rRNA, 5.8S rRNA, LSU-rRNA). Lineage: Eukaryota; Fungi; Ascomycota; Dothideomycetes; Pleosporales; Pleosporaceae. The record is from RefSeq and is a predicted model, not a curated record. The coding region runs from base 1 to 1698 and encodes 565 amino acids. The transcript has a single exon. Gene Ontology annotation, cellular component: nucleolus.
AUGGUCCUCUCAGAAGAUGUCGCGCGAACAGCAGACAGAGCACCGAGGAGGAAGCCAGACGCCUUCGACUUCCUGAACCGGACAGAUGUGCCGCGGGGAUUGGAACGGAUACGAGAACAGAGAGAAGCACGUGGCAGCCGGCCGGCCACAGGACGGGAUGACGGCAAGAGGAGGACGCGAUCAGAGCCUUUUCAUGCCCUGAAGAUGCAGAGCUCGCUGCACCAGGUGCCCUACAACAACCGCACUGCCAUCAAGCGAAAGAUUGAAGAAUACGACUCCUUCGACAAGUUUCCCCUCGCCGAGCCUAUACUACGCGCCGUGAACGAUGCACUGCCCGAUCUCGAAUAUCGCAACCCAACCCCCGCACAAGCCGUCGCUAUACCCGCCCUCCUCGGCCUGCAAAAGGCUGUGCGCACAAAAGUAAAGUCGAAGAAGAGUGGGCCAGACUCUUUCCUACUGGCGGCUGAGACGGGCUCCGGAAAGACACUGGCAUACCUUCUGCCCACCCUCGAUGCUAUCAAAGAGGAGGAGGUUCGCGAAAAGGAAGAUGCCGAGGAGCAGGCAAAAAGAGACGCUGAAGAGGCGGCAUCGCAAGAACAUGAUAAGAGGACAGACAUGUUCGCUGUCGAGGAGCCUGAAACGAACAAGGCCGUAGACCCAGCACGACCGCGCGCCAUCAUCCUCGUCCCCUCCGCCGAACUCGUCGCUCAAGUCGGAGCCGUCGCAAAGUCUCUCUCCCAUACCGUCAAGUUUCGCGCUGCCCCAAUUUCAGCCAAGAUGUCCGCCACCGUCAUCCGCAAUCAGCUCUUCAACCCCAAUGGUGUCGAUGUUGUAAUCAGCACGCCACCGCUCCUCGCCAGCAUUGCCGAGAGCAACCCCAACAUCCUCGCACGGGUCACUCACCUCAUCUGUGACGAAGCAGACUCCCUCUUUGACCGGUCCUUCAAGGAAAGCACAACCCAGAUCUUGGAGCGCGCUACACCCUCCCUCAAGAAGCUUGUCCUCUGCUCCGCUACCAUACCCAAGUACCUUGACAAGUACCUUGCAGACAGAUUCCCCGAUAUGCAGCGUCUCGUUACGCCCAACCUCCACGCCAUUCCACGAAGAGUACAAUUGGGUGUCGUCGAUGUGAACAAAGACCCAUACCGUGGCAACAAGAUGCUCGCAUGUGCAGACACAAUAUGGCAGAUUGGCAAGGCAUCUGUGGACUAUGACGCCAACGAAGGCAAGGAAGUCAUACCCACAAAGCGUGUCUUGGUCUUCGUCAACGAACGUGAAGACACGGAAGAAGUAGCACAAUAUCUCAUUAAGAAGGGUAUUGACGCCCUCGCCUUCCACCGCGACACUGAUCCCUCUCGUCAAGCCAAGAUCCUCAAGUCCUUCACAAACGAUGGAUCCACCAAGGAAACCUUAGAUGGUGCAGAGAAGAAGGUUGAACCGGAGAAUAAGCGUACCCUUCCCAACACAAAGGUUAUUGUCACAACCGACUUGGGUUCAAGAGGUAUCGACACGGUAUCCGUCCGCCACGUUAUUCUCUACGAUGUCCCACAUACGACCAUUGACUUUAUCCACCGUCUCGGUCGAACAGGUCGUAUGGGCAGGCGAGGAAGGGGUAUCGUGCUGCUUGGACCCGGUGAUCGAGCGGAUGUCGUUAGGGAAGUCAGGGAAGCUAUGUUCAGGGGUGAAGCUCUGAUCUGA